This is a messenger RNA of Cebus imitator (Panamanian white-faced capuchin), 1287 nucleotides long. It is a transcript of the gene CNPY1, whose product is annotated as canopy FGF signaling regulator 1. Lineage: Eukaryota; Metazoa; Chordata; Mammalia; Primates; Cebidae. Bases 681 to 992 code for a protein of 103 amino acids. The transcript is spliced from 4 exons. The record is from RefSeq and is a predicted model, not a curated record. Gene Ontology annotation, cellular component: endoplasmic reticulum.
CCAAGGGCGAGGGGUGCUCUUUGACCCGCGCCCGGGGCGGAGGUGGUGGCCGCGGGGUCCCACUGAAUCCUCGCCGGAUUCCGGAGGGAGAGGGGCGCGCGGGGACGUGCACCAGCUGUUCCCAAAGAAGGCAGCCGAGGAGCCCGCCCGCGAGAAGGGGAGCCCGUCCGCGAGCCCCUUCCUCUCCAGCCCCGCGUCCGCCCCAGCCCGGGGCAGCGCGCGGAGGCAGCGCGGGGGACGCGCCGCCGAGGGCGCGCCGCCGAGGGCCGGACUUUGGGCCUCCCCAACUUCUCCCCACUGAGGGGGUCUGAAGCCAGCUGAGCGCGCGCGCUCUCUCUCCCUCUCCCUCCCUCUCCCUGUUUCUCUCCCCCUCCUGUCUCUUGCUCUCUCUCCUGACGGGUAGUUGGAUAAUAACAGCCAUUUUCCGUGCGUCAUGCUUUUCGCUACAUGCUCAGUGACUCUAAACAUGAUUCUAUGGAGAGGUGUAGUUUCUAGUUUGAAUGUACGUUUUUUUCUUUCUGUCCACUUUGAAAGACACGCACUUUGUAAAAACUAGAAUUGACGCUGACCCCGGACAUGAUGCAAACCAGGUCGUGGCCACAUUGUGAUCACAACCUGCGAUCCCCCUAGCCCAGUCGGAGGCGUUCCUAACGGACCUUUUGGAGAAAGUGUGUGAGCGAAUGAGCGACUACAAGCUCGAAGAAGACCCUGUGACGAAGGAGAGAACUUUCAAGAGAUUUGCUCCUAGGAAAGGAGACAAAAUAUACCAAGAAUUUAAAAAAUUCCAUUUUUAUUCUGAUGCUUACAGACCUUUGAAAUUUGCGUGUGAAACUAUAAUAGAAGCGUAUGAAGAUGAAAUAUCCUCACUUAUCGCCCACGAGGCACACUAUCUCGCUGACAAGCUGUGCAGUGAAAAAUCAGAUCUGUGUGAGGCUUCUACUAAUCACCCUGAGCUCCAGGAACGCCGUGCUGCUAGCUGUAGAGAGGAGUAGUCAUCACACCCCAAAGGUCAAUGUCUGCAUUUUGUGUUUGCACGUUGUCUUUCAUGACAAGAAACUUUGUCUCUUGUUUAUGCUGUGUUUGUCUCCAUUUAUGGUUUAUUUUGAAAAUCUGUUGUUUGACAUCAAGACAAACCGUGAGGUUUUUUUUUUUUGUAGGUAAAGCUGUGGAGUACAUAAACUUAAAUUAACCUUUGCAGAUUUUGAUAAAUCAAGCUUGACAAUAAAGCAUUUAAUUCUGUAUUGGGGAAAAUAGUGAAGACAUUUCGUAAACAAAAUAGGGAUUUCA